GCACGCUGGAUCCCUCGUGCCAUCGAUAUGUUUUGUAGCUUAACUGAUACAUUCCGUAUUGCGAUGCUAAUGGAAGAGGAAGAGGCUUCUAAGGUGUCGGGUCACUCAGAAGAUGAAGAUGUCAAGGCGCAGCGAGACCAAGUCCUGGGUAAAGAUGCCCAAGAACGACACAUGAGAAAUUACUCAAAGAUCUUACUUGGAGCCCCAUACUUGCGCAAACUUGCGCAUGGAAACGUCAAACAACAGACGGAGCUGCACGCUAUCCUUACUGAGAAGAUGCAAGUCAUUAUGGGUCAGGCACGCUCUGACAACGCUAGCCACCUUAAGAAUUGUGUAGCGCAGUAUGCAGCCCCAGACCCUUCAGACAAGGGGCUGGAACCUCCGAUUUACGCUGACAACAAAUCCCGCGCAUUACUUGGUGUGAACCACCCUCAACUCGCUGCAAUGCUGUGCCCUAUCAAGCAUGCAAAAGCAUAUCAUGAGGACCCUAAAAAGUACAAUGGGGUUAUCAGGAUUCACUCCGCUGCAUGGCCUGCAUUUAUAUAUGAAGGUACUCCGCCAGGAAAAGACUUCGACCCAGACAAUGUUCAGGAGGGAUUUUCAAAGGGCUAUUAUUUGAAACGGGUUUUUCAUCACAUAUUUACAUCUCCAUCAUCUGCGCUC
Messenger RNA from Suillus fuscotomentosus, 663 nucleotides. RefSeq lists its product as uncharacterized. NCBI's taxonomy places the organism in Eukaryota, Fungi, Basidiomycota, Agaricomycetes, Boletales, Suillaceae. The transcript has 5 exons. The annotation marks the transcript as partial. The record is from RefSeq and is a predicted model, not a curated record.